This is a messenger RNA of Racocetra persica, 210 nucleotides long. Lineage: Eukaryota; Fungi; Glomeromycota; Glomeromycetes; Diversisporales; Gigasporaceae. The record is from the annotation of a GenBank genome assembly.
GAUUUAAAUAUUUAAAAUUUUUUAAAUCAGAUUUCCAUACUGAAAUUGCUGAUUUACUUAAAGAAAGACCAACUCUGAAAGAUGUUGUUACUGUUGUACUUCAAAAUCCUGAUCGUGAAAAAGAAAUUUUAACUGAAGCAAAAGUAAAAGCUAUUAGAUUUGAUGCUGCUAAAAUGUUUGAUUUUGAGAAUGAAUAUGAUAAUCAAGAUG